Brassica napus (rape) is the source of this 671-nucleotide messenger RNA. Its product is annotated as RING-H2 finger protein ATL48-like. The record is from RefSeq and is a predicted model, not a curated record. Lineage: Eukaryota; Viridiplantae; Streptophyta; Magnoliopsida; Brassicales; Brassicaceae. The transcript is spliced from 2 exons. The coding region runs from base 169 to 414 and encodes 81 amino acids.
UUCCAAAUCAUUCGGACCCUUUCAAGUCCAUCAACCCGACCCAUUUCAUACUCGUUCCCUCCUCUGGCGAAGAACAAGACACGCGUGACUGAUCUUUACGCUCUAAUUUCGUUUUCCUUCUCCUCCUUAUUUUGCAUUGAUUGAUUCCUCUCCUAACCGAGAAAGAAGAUGAGUGGGAUAGAACCAGACAUGGAAGAUCUGUUCCAGGAGAAGAAGCGUGUCAGGAAUCCUCUCGUUCCUCUCGGUGCACUUGCGACUGCGGGAGUGCUGACGGCUGGGCUGAUUAGUUUCAGAAGAGGAAAUUCUCAGUUGGGUCAGGUUUUGAUGAGAGCUAGAGUGGUCGUCCAAGGUGCCACUGUCGCGUUGAUGGUUGGAACCGCUUACUACUACGGUGACAAUCCCUGGAAGAAAUGAGCUGCUGCUACUUGUGAGAUGAUGACACUCCGGGAAGAAGAGGUAUGUGCUUCUCUUUUUGAGCGUCAGAGAAGUCUUCCUUCUUGUUAGGAUUUACAACUUGCAAGGGUUACACAUCAAAUGAGUUUGAAUAAUUCUGAACUAAGAAAGCUGUUUUGUUUCUUGAUCAAUUUGAUUAUAUUGAUUCUGAGGGAAUUUUCAGAAACCCAUCUUUACUCUUAUUAUCUAUCCAAAUCUAUAUGCUUGAGUUUCGACUU